AUGGCGGUGACCUAUAAUACAACAUGGAUCACCGAACUUUGGGCACUUUUCGGCAUCGGAACCUUUAUUAUCCUCAUGCGCUUGGUGUUCCGUUGGCGGAUGCUCGGCUUGCGCGGACUGGCUGGUGACGACUAUACCUGUAUCCCGAUUCUCGCUUGUCACGUCGUCAACGCGACAGGGGCCUACUUGGUUGCGCAGUACGGAAACAAUGCGGACUUCGAUCAGGAUGAAAUUAACAUGAUGACCGAUGAACAAGCCGCGCGUCUUAUUGUUGGCUCCAAAUGGGAGAUUGCCCUGGCUUUUAUUUACAGCGCGUUGCUAUGGUUCUUGAAAGCCAACAUGCUCUUUCUAUCUUGGCGCUUGACGAGAAGCUUGACCUGGCAUAACCACCUAAUUCUCUGGAUUGCAGGCAUAAUUUUCCUGUCCUACCUCGGUGUUGUUCUUACCAUUGUCUUUAACUGCUAUCCCCCAUACCUGUACUGGCAGAUCAAGCCGUUGCCACCUAUGCGAUGUAUCCAGGCACCCGUUAUAUUCGGCGUUGUGUUCGGAUUGAAUGUAAUAACCGAUGCAAUGGUUAGUGCGCCCUGGUGGACGAUAAUGGCCCUGACAGGGAACGUAGCUGAUUGGAUGCUAGAUCGUGGCUUUACCAAUUCUACUCCUGUGGAACCUUUCCAUGCCCAGAAAGAAAUCUUUCUCUUCCUGGGAACGGGGAUUAUCGUCAUUGCGGCCGCGAUUAUUAGACUGUCUGUGACAGUAGCAAACCCAACUACUCUGAACUAUAAUCGUUGGGGAAUGCGUGAAGUUGUUGUCGAUAUCAUUGCUAUCCAUAUUCCUAUUUUCCGCCAACUAUUUCGAGAAUCCCGACGCAUGCUAGGGACCGCAACAGCGAGAUCCAGCGACACCCUCAGUACCCAUCCCAUUACACGAUCAACGGGGACUAAUUCCGCUGAAAUUUCAAAAAUUAGCCCUGCAGAUUACGGCAGGAGGUUUGGCGGAGCCACUCCUCCCAAAAAGGAUAGUCUGCUCCUAGUAACGUGCCAGGCGUUCCAGCUGGUGCUUCUCAGAGACUGGGGCGUGGGAUCUAGUGACGAACCUCCACGGCCUCGUUACGGCAUAGCCACGGGUAUCCGGGAGAUCUGCGAGGCCGAGAACCAAAACUUGGUUAGUGAAGGGCUGUUCUGGUAUUCGACAUGGUAUCUGGAAUACUACAAGGGCAACAUUUGCAAAACACGGCUACCGGGUAGAGAUCUGCGGUGGUAA
Molecule: messenger RNA, 1260 nt
Organism: Aspergillus tanneri
Lineage: Eukaryota; Fungi; Ascomycota; Eurotiomycetes; Eurotiales; Aspergillaceae
Exons: 8
Coding region: 1-1260 (419 amino acids)
Source: RefSeq, a predicted model, not a curated record